ACGUUCAUCAUCGCAUUCUCUCAUUCUCUCUCUCACUAUAUCUAUCUGUCUUUCUCUCUCCCUAUUUUGUUUUAUUUUUGUUUCCGCGUGCUGUGUUCACCGCACCGUCAACCCUCUCUUUCGCUGAAACCUUCCUUUUUCUUUCCUUCUUUUUUCCUUCUUCCCUUCAUCGCUUUCAGAUCCAACCCUUUUCAUCCCUAUUUCAGGGAUCUAGGGUUUCAUUUCAUUUUUUUUUCCUUUUCAAUUUUUCGUUUCAUCGCUUCUAGGGUUUCGUUUUUUCGUUAAAUGCGAUUUCUUUUCGCUAUCAUUUUUCCUCCAGUUUUCGAUUCGUCACUCGUUUUGUCUUUUUUGUUGGUUUUUGAUUUCCGGGCUUCGGUUAAUUAGAAGUUAUUAUUCUCUCUUGAGAAAAAAAAACGAUAUAAAAAAAAUUCCGUUUUUUUUUUUGUUCUUGUUGUUUUGAGAAUUUGAGAUAAUGGGGAGUUCUGAAGGGUUAGGAGCAUCGUCGAAGCCUUCUACUCAGGCACCACCAAAACAAUACGGUGUUACGAAGCCAAUUUCAAUGGCUGGUCCAACAGUGCUUGAUUUAAAAAAGACUCAACAGUUGGAGAAGUUUCUCGCUGAUUCAGGUUUAUAUGAGAGCAAGGAGGAGGCUUCCAAGAGAGAAGAGGUCCUUCAACGACUUGAACAGAUAGUAAAAAGUUGGGUGAAGCAGCUUACUCGCCUGAAGGGAUACACUGAUCAAAUGGUGGAAGAUGCAAAUGCUGCCAUAGUCACUUUUGGUUCUUAUCGUCUUGGCGUUCAUGGUCCUGGAGCUGACCUAGAUACACUGUGUAUUGGGCCUUCCUAUGUAAACCGCGAGGAGGAUUUUUUCUACACAUUGCAUGAUAUCCUUGCUAACGUGGAUGAAGUUACUGAACUACAACCCGUUCCAGAUGCUCAUGUCCCAGUUAUGAAGUUCAAGUUUCACGGAAUAUCUAUCGACCUUCUUUAUGCAAGUAUUUCUUGCCUGAUUGUUCCUCAUGAAUUGGAUAUAUCUGAUGUCUCUGUUCUACACAAUGUUGACGAGCCUACUGUUCGAAGUUUGAAUGGCUGUAGGGUUGCUGAUCAAAUUCUAAAGCUUGUUCCAAAUGUUGAGUACUUUCGAACCACACUCCGGUGCUUGAAGUUUUGGGCCAAAAGACGAGGCGUUUAUUCCAAUGUGACAGGUUUUCUCGGUGGGGUUAACUGGGCACUUCUUGUUGCUCGAGUAUGCCAGUUGUAUCCAAAUGCAGUUCCAAGCAUGCUUGUCUCUCGAUUCUUUAGGGUAUAUACACAGUGGCGGUGGCCAAAUCCUGUCAUGUUAUGUCCAAUCGAGGAGAAUGAGCUUGGGUUUUCUGUGUGGGAUCCUCGUAGAAAUCCUCGUGAUCGAACUCAUCUUAUGCCAAUCAUAACUCCUGCCUAUCCUUGCAUGAAUUCAAGUUAUAAUGUUUCUACAAGCACACUUCGAGUUAUGAUGGAGCAGUUUGAAUAUGGCAACAGAAUCUCUGGGGAUAUAGAACUGAAUAAAGUUUGCUGGAGUGCUCUGUUUGAACCGUACAUUUUCUUUGAAGGCUACAAAAACUUUUUGCAAAUUGACAUAGUUGCUGCUGAUGUUGACGACUUGCGUGCUUGGAAAGGUUGGGUGGAAUCACGCCUUCGGCAGCUGACUUUGAUGAUUGAGCGUGACACUUUUGGGAAGUUGCAGUGCCAUCCCUAUCCUCAGGAGUAUAUUGAUGCUUCAAGGCAAUGUGCACACAGUGCUUUCUUCAUGGGCUUGCAGAGGAAACAGGGGGAGGCUGUUCAAGAAGGCCAGCAGUUUGAUAUACGUGGGACUGUCGAAGAAUUUCGGCAUUCUGUUAAUAUGUACAUGUUCUGGAAACCUGGGAUGGAUAUUCAUGUUUCUCAUGUUCGUAGAAGGCAAAUCCCAUGCUAUGCAUUUCCUGAUGGUUAUAAACGAACCCGACCAUCAAAGUCAGCACAACUGGAGAAUCCUUCAAAAUCAUUUCAUGAAAAUGAGAUUUCUGGGUCUGAACUUGGUGAGAGAAACUCUAAGAGGAAGCACGAUGACAGGGUUAAGCAGGAUGUUAAACUGAAAAGGCAUUCUCCCUCUCGUCCUUUGGAGAGUUCGACAAAAGGCAACUUGUGUCUCGGUGCUUGUGACAUGCCUGUUGAUUCUGUAUCUGAUUGUCAAGUGUCGAAAAAUGUUGAGAGUGUGAAUUUAUCUAACAGUGUGCAAGAUGAGUUGGAUAGAAGAAUGUCUCCGGAAGCUCAGACUGGCAGUGCAUCAAAUUCUAGCGUGGUUACAUCGAUUUCAAGUGACGGUGGCUCUCCUGAAGAUAUUCGAUCUGUAUCAGUGGCAGGUUAUGCUGAGGACAACACAAGGGCUGUUGAGGCAACAACCAAUUGUAGAUUUGAGGAUACCACUUACAGGGCAGAUUCUGUAAAACUUGGAAACCACAAUAUAUUGACCUGUGGAAAUAAUGAAGUAUUACAAGACGGGCUACAGACACAGUUGGAGCCAAAUGCAAUGUCGGGGAUGUUUCUUGAUUCUAAGGAAAGCUUUCAUACAGAAGCUAUGCAAAAGUCAGCAAUAAGGAGACUGAGUUUAACAUCAACCGCGUAAGAUAUCCAGCAAUUCAAUUGGCUAAAUCAUUCGGUAAAUCGACAACAUGGAGAGAUAGAGGAGAAAGCCAGUAAUUUGGUAAGUACUAAUUUAAAUGCUGGCCUUCAUUUUGCUAAUUUUUUCAGGCUUGCUUGUCAACCAAGCUUGCUUCAACAUUGCGACUGAUUGGCAUGAAUCUGAAGAUCUGGGGCAUGAAUUUCUUUGGUGUUUUGUACAGUUGAUGAUUUGAGUUUUGUGGUAUCAAUGUUGACUCUAAACUGACUUCAUUCAUUAGAGUUUAUUAGGGAUUCUUGCUGAACUUAGUGGGCAUACUUUAAAAGGCAUUUAAUGAUGUACUUUUCUAUUGUCGUCCCUUUGGGUAUUCUUUUAUUUUUAUUUUCUUUUGCAUUUUAGAUUGAGAGAGGGGGAGGAGAGAAGGGUGGGGGAUAUGAUCAUGUAUGUGUUUUCUUUUUUCUAGCAAAGAGGACCUUAUAUUUGAUUGUUGUACUUUCCGAGGUUAUAUAUGAACUCAACCUUUGAUCUGAACCUA
Molecule: messenger RNA, 3170 nt
Organism: Cicer arietinum (chickpea)
Lineage: Eukaryota; Viridiplantae; Streptophyta; Magnoliopsida; Fabales; Fabaceae
Product: nuclear poly(A) polymerase 4-like
Biological process (GO): RNA 3'-end processing
Cellular component (GO): nucleus
Molecular function (GO): poly(A) RNA polymerase activity; RNA binding
Source: RefSeq, a predicted model, not a curated record